AUGCCGUUACAAAAAACAGCUAGAACGGAAUCAAAAGGGCCUAAGGCAAAGACAGAGCCCAGCUUGGAAGGAUUAACUGAUGCUUCGCAACAGAACCAGUUACCUCCACCAAAAGAUAAAAAGAGACACCUGUUUCGAUUUGGAAGGAAGAAAAGUCGAUCAGAUAUGGGAGCUGCUAGCCUUUUUACCACGACUCCAGUGAAAUCUAUGAAUACAGACAAUACUGAUACAUCAUCUAUUUUUGCACCGCGUAAAAGGUCAAAAGAUUAUGAGAACAGUAUUCACAGCUUUACUCAAAAUGAAGCACCUACGACGGAUGACACUAAUAACAACAACAAUAAGGCUGCAAAUAACUACGAACGAAAAAAAUCUGGAACUUCAAACAGCUCGAAAGGCAAAGAGAGAGAGAAAUCAGAAGGCAACAUUUUCUUUUUAUCCGAUGAUGGAACGCAAAAUAAACCUCUUGAAUUGGAUCAAAAUUUCAAUUCUUUAGACGAGAUCAUUAAUCCUGAGUAUCGUAACGGGAGACGAAGGACAUCAGUUACGCCGCAAGGCACAGGGCAAUCAGAUAGUAAUGCAGAGCAUUGGGCACCUCCUGACAGUUGGGCUGUGCAGCCUGCAGAUGGCAACCUUGUUACAGCUGAAGAUGAAUUCCAAACGCCAGCAGUGGUGAUGAAGAAUGAGCCAUCAGAUUAUUUUCCUGUUGUUGAGCAUGAGAAUUGGAAUAUACCUAGCAAAAACUAUUGUAUCCGAAUUUUUCGACCUGAUGGUACUUUUGGUACUUUAAUCGCACCGUUGAAUACUACAACAAACGAACUCAUCCAAAGGCUUGCUGGAAAAUUCUUUUUACACGAUCUCAGCAAAUACAGACUAAGUUUACUCAUUCAUAAUAAUGAGCGAGUAUUAGAGCCUAAUGAACAUCCCAUACAGAUUCAAAAAGCCUUACUAGAACAGAUAGGCUAUACGGAAGAAGAUAGAAUUGAAGAUGUUGGAAGAGAAGACAACUCGUAUCUGUACCGUUUCGAAUUUGGUCCCAAUGUUGCUCAAACCGUACAAGAAGAAGACUUGGGGAAUUAUAGACGCGUGGAUCUCCAAGCACGAAAUAUGUCAACUGUACCUAUCUUCCUUUACAAAUACGCUUCAAAAAUCACAUCACUGGAUCUCUCUAGAAAUUUGUUGAUCGAAAUACCAGCAGAUUUUUUGCAGAUGUGUAAGAACCUUAAAAAACUAUGGUUAACAAAUAACGAGUAUAAAACACUGCCUUCAUCGCUGCAUUGCAUUCCCUACCUGGAACAUUUGAAUAUAUCUGGCAAUAAGCUUCAAGAUCUCCAGUCAGCGCAUCUUGAAGAACUCACUGCAUUACGCACAUUACGAGCCUAUAAUAACAGCCUCAAAACGUUACCGGAAUCUUUUGCUAGCUUACAACAACUGAGCAUCUUAUUUAUAUCCAACAACUCUUUUCGAAAGUUUCCUGAAGUCAUUUGUAAGAUCACCAGCCUUGCUUAUCUUGAUAUCAGCUUCAAUAAGAUUACCUCUUUUCCUGACGAAAUAUGCAACUUGACACAGCUCGUCGGCUUAUUUGCUACUGCUAAUCGUUUAAGAGGACGGUUGCCUUCAGGCAUAUCAAAAUUGGAGAAAUUACAAGAGCUGGAUUUAAGGCAGAAUGAAAUUACUGACCUGGAUGAGCUUUAUCUCUUGCCUAAACUGGAAAUUAUUUCUAUCGAUUAUAAUGCGAUCAGUUUUGUCAACUAUAAUUUCCAGCAUUUACGGCAAUUGAAAAUGUCCAAAAACCACUUGACACAAUUCACAUUAUCCACUGCUGAUUUAAUCAAUUCGAAUGGAACGUUAACAAGUACGAAAAGUACAUUGACAAGCUUGAACCUUGCCAACUGCAAGUUAGCAUCCUUGCCCGAUGAUCUGUUCAAAAGCGCAGUUGCACUCGAACAACUUAUACUGGACAAUAAUAGUUUAAGCUCACUACCGACGAGUAUAGGCGCUUUAACGAAACUCUUGCGUCUGUCCGUUCAGGGAAAUAAUCUGGAAUCACUGCCAUCCAAUAUUCACAAGCUGACUGAAUUGAAAGUAUUAGAUGCUCAGAAGAAUAACUUAAAGUCAUUACCACGAGAAAUAUGGCUUUGUGUAUCUUUACAGACGUUAAACUGCUCAUCCAACUUACUGGAAGCCUUUCCUGAACCAUAUUCACCCUCGACGCCAGCAUCGUCUGGGAACGAUCUUCCUGCGGAAACAGCAGCGUCCUUCAAUGCUGGCCAAGGCACGUUGCCGGUACCGAUGACAGAUAAUACAGCCUUCCAUUCACCCGUAGGUUAUCCUAUGGAUGGUGACAAGACCAAUGAAGGUAAUCAAGCCAACAACAAUCUUCUUUCCUGUGGAUUCCAGCCACCGCCCAACUUCAACCCACCUUCCUUUUUUGCCAGUCCCCGCAAUCACCCUCCCCCUCUUUCACUGUCAUUGAGAUAUCUCUUUCUCGGUGAUAAUCGAUUUACGGAUGAUAUAUGGUCACCCUUGUCCUUGUUCCUUGAAUUGCGAACGCUCAACCUGUGUUUCAACGAUCUCUAUGAAAUUCCACCGGAAGGCCUUUGCCACCAGCACCUUUAUGAACUCUAUCUGUCGGGUAAUCACUUGGCUUCCCUUCCAGCCGACGAUCUGGAAAAGCUCAGUUAUCUGCGUGUACUAGCUGUCAACGGCAAUAAACUGCAAACUUUACCUGCGGAAAUCGGCAAACUACGCAAAUUGUUAGUGUUGGACGUUGCCAACAAUGUGCUUAAAUAUAAUAUAUCCAAUUGGCCGUAUGAUUGGAACUGGAACUGGAACUUGGGCUUGAAAUACCUUAAUCUAUCGGGCAACAAGCGUUUAGAAAUCAAAAGGGCACAUCCUGAAAUGCAAAACCCCAAGGAGAAAAACUUGUCCGACUUUAGUGCGUUGGUACGGUUGCGUAUGCUCGGUUUGAUGGAUGUCACGAUCCUUGGGGUUUCCACACCCGAGGAAUACCACGACCGUCGUGUACGUACGUCACCUUCUGAAGUGAACAGUAUGGCUUAUGGUGUAGCGGAUUGGCUUGGACCGAGUGAUCACUUGGCCACGUGGGAUCUUGUCAUGCCGCGCUUUAGAAAUAGGGACGAUGAAUGUUUCUUUGGAUUGUUUGAUGGACGCAAACAUAUGAAAACAGGAUGUCGUAUGACACGUUAUCUGAAUGAUAACAUGACCUACCAUUUUAUGAACGAACUCGAAAAGACAAAAAAUGAUGACACGAUCGUAUCGGCCAUUCGACGCACAUUUUUAGCACUGGAAAAAGAGUUUGGAUCGUUUGACAACGAGGAUAAGGAUUUAGGGGCAUCGGCACUGAUCUGUUAUAUCGCAGGUACGAAACUCUACGUCGGCAAUGUGGGUGACGCAUUGGCUGUCCUGUCUCGUAACAAUGGGCAAGCGCUUGAAAUUACGCAAAAACAUAUACCAUUGAAUCCGAGUGAAAUCUCACGUAUCCGAGCGGCCGGAGGCUACGUGUCUAAUUCUGGGCUCUUGAAUGACGAACUGAAUGUUUCACGAAGUUUUGGCUAUUACCAUUUGAUUCCCGUGGUGAACGCGAAUCCUUAUAUUUCGACGAUUGAUUUAGCAGAGAAUGAUGAAUUUGUUAUCAUGGCGUCCCGUGGAUUAUGGGAUCGUAUUUCUUAUCAGACCGCUGUCGAUAUCGCGCGUACGGAGAAAGAUGACCUCAUGAUAGCAGCACAGAAACUCCGUGAUUUUGCUUUAACGUAUGGUGCUGACGAUAAUGUGAUGGUGAUGAUUAUUGGUGUGGGCGAUCUCUUUAAUAAACGAGACAAACGCUUCCGCCAUUUGCGUGGGUUGAAUCUCGGUACGGGACGCGCCGGUCCGACGGACCUUGUGAUGGAGGAAGCGAUUGGCACGCCGAGCAUGAUGGUCAAGACGAAGCGUCGCAUGAAGGAUGAGUCACCAAGCGAUUCUAUUUUGGCAAGGUUGGAUCGCGAGGUGCCUCCGCCUACGAAUCAAGUGGCGCUCGUGUUUACGGAUAUCAAGAGCUCCACGUUGCUAUGGGAUACACAGCCGGAAGACAUGCGAUCGGCUAUCAAGAUUCACGAUGCGAUUAUGCGACGAACACUGCGUAGCAUUGGAGGCUAUGAAGUGAAAACCGAAGGAGAUGCGUUUAUGGUGUGUUUCCAGGAUACGGUGGCGGCACUUUUAUGGUGCUUUACAGUACAGCUGCAACUUUUAGAGGCAGAUUGGCCUGCUGGCAUUUUGGAAACGGAAGAAGGACGGGAGAUAAAAAAGGAAGGUCAGAUCAUCUAUCGCGGAUUAUCUGUACGCAUGGGCAUUCAUAUUGGUAUACCCGUUUAUGAAAGAAACCCGAUUACGAAGCGAAUGGAUUAUUUUGGCCCUGUCGUCAACAAGGCAAGUCGUAUUUGUAACGCAGCAGACGGUGGGCAAAUCUGUGUCUCUUCCGACGUGAUUGCUGCUCUUCGCGAAAUGCCUGGUGUGCUGAACGACGAUGCUACGACUCCGUCAGCGGAAGAGGCGGCGAUCAUCAGCUCUCAUUCCUUGGGCCGCGACAUCCAGCAGAUCAAGAGGCUUGGUUUCCAUGUGGUUGAGUUGGGCGAACGUCGUCUCAAAGGUUUAGAAACUCCAGAAAUGCUCUGUCUCGUGUUUCCUAAAGCGUUGGCAGGACGUAUGGAAAUGGAAAAGAAUGAUAUCAUGGCGUCCACCACACCUGUGCUCACCACGUCCACGCCACAAAUCGAAGAGACGCUUUCCGAGCCAUCGACGCUGCAUAAGAGCGACUUGCUCACUGUAGAUAAUACCCCACAGCUUUCUCCUCAGCGAAGAGAUUCGAAUGACAUACAACCCUCACCGUCACCCACACCGCCCGCUCGCUGUUUGAAUCGUCAAAUUGAUCCCAAUUUUGUCAUCUCUUUAAGUAAUUUAGCCAUACGUUUAGAGUCUAUCACAACAGGCACGGUGGCGGACACUUCAUUAUAUACACGCUUCAAUAUACCCCCUGGAUUACCCAAUCUGACCCAUCAACAUAUUCUAACCACCCAAUCUCAAUACUCGGAAGCUUUCAACAAAAGAAUGCAUGAGGUCGCCACCGAUGAAGAAUUGCUUAUGCUUAUGGAAAACUUUAUUACGAGAAUAGAGAAUGCUGCUGCUUCCUUAUACUUGAAGAAGUUGGGCAAGUUUUCAGGUGUAUUAGAAAGACUAGGAGAAGCCAUAGAAAUAGAUCCAUCUCAUAUUUUGAGGGCUUUACAAAUCUAUUCAGAAGUAUCUCAUCUUGAUGAAAACAAAUAA
Messenger RNA from Mycotypha africana, 5319 nucleotides. RefSeq lists its product as uncharacterized. The record is from RefSeq and is a predicted model, not a curated record. Bases 1 to 5319 code for a protein of 1772 amino acids. The transcript has 10 exons. Gene Ontology annotation, molecular function: protein binding. Lineage: Eukaryota; Fungi; Mucoromycota; Mucoromycetes; Mucorales; Mycotyphaceae. Gene Ontology annotation, biological process: intracellular signal transduction; cyclic nucleotide biosynthetic process.